Molecule: messenger RNA, 752 nt
Organism: Stomoxys calcitrans (stable fly)
Lineage: Eukaryota; Metazoa; Arthropoda; Insecta; Diptera; Muscidae
Gene: MrgBP
Product: MRG/MORF4L-binding protein
Exons: 2
Coding region: 41-643 (200 amino acids)
Biological process (GO): regulation of transcription by RNA polymerase II
Cellular component (GO): NuA4 histone acetyltransferase complex; nucleus
Source: RefSeq, a predicted model, not a curated record
AAUUGUUACUUUUUCGCAACGUUGGUAUUAAUGAAAAGACAUGACAAUGACGGCACGAGAAAGAAACUCAACAUCUUCGUCGGAUCAAUGGACGCCGGAGGAGGAGAUUCAUUUAUUUUUUGCUAUGGGUUGCCUUAAACCCGUUGGAGUCAAUAAACAUUUUUAUAUGGCGUGCAUUGCAGAGCGUCUGUCCAGCAGUCUUAAUCGUGAUUUCACCACUGAAAGUAUAUGGGGCCAUUUGAGAACGCUCUACAACUUGGAAGCACUGGAUGAUUUGGAGCCAUUACCAUUUCCUAAUGAAGAAAAAGAAUUUUCGUUGCCUGAAGCUGAAUUUUCAUCAUUGCUAAAGAAAAUUAAAGAACCAGAAGAAAUAAAACCAAAUAACGAGCAACCAUCAAUAAUUGCUAUUGCAACAGAUAACAUUAACAAAGAUAAAUCACUUAACCAGAUAAAAACUACACCGUCCAAUACUCCCACACCUGCAACUCCCAAAGACCUGGACAAAAAACUAAUUGCAAAACUCUCGGAUGGCCCAAAAAGAACUCCAAAACGUACACGAGGUUCGGUGUCACUUGAAUCAAAUAGUCCUUCGACUACUCCGCCACCACCCCCAUUACAGAGCAGCAAAAGACGACGUAUAUAGUUUAAUUUAUUUUAAGGCGAUUUCAUAGCAGUUUAUUUUUUAGUUCAUAAUUACUCAGUUUAGUUACUUUCUAUACAAUUUAAAAAAAUAAAGUUUAAUCUUCAAAGUC